CUCUCUGUGUUGUUGCAGGCAAAGGACAGUGAUGAUGAUGAUGAAGUCACCGUCAGUGUGGACCGGGAUCGUUUCAUGGAUGAGUUCUUUGAGCAGGUGGAAGAAAUUCGAGGCUUCAUUGAUAAAAUUUCAGAGAAUGUGGAAGAAGUGAAAAGGAAGCACAGCGCCAUUCUUGCUUCACCCAACCCUGAUGAAAAAACGAAAGAGGAGCUGGAGGAGCUGAUGUCUGACAUAAAGAAGACGGCGAACAAAGUGCGCUCCAAACUAAAGAGCAUUGAGCAGAGCAUUGAACAAGAGGAAGGACUGAACAGGUCGUCGGCUGAUCUGCGGAUAAGGAAAACUCAGCACUCCACGCUGUCCCGCAAGUUCGUGGAGGUGAUGUCCGAGUACAAUGCCACGCAGACUGACUACCGGGAGCGCUGCAAGGGCAGGAUCCAGAGGCAGCUGGAGAUCACUGGCAGGACCACCACCAGUGAGGAGCUGGAGGACAUGCUGGAGAGUGGUAACCCAGCCAUCUUCUCCUCUGGGAUCAUCAUGGAUUCAAACAUCACCAAGCAGGCGCUGAACGAGAUAGAGACACGGCACAGUGAGAUCAUCAAACUGGAGAACAGCAUCCGAGAGCUGCACGACAUGUUCAUGGACAUGGCCAUGCUGGUGGAGAGCCAGGGAGAAAUGAUUGACCGCAUCGAGUACAACGUGGAGCACUCGGUGGACUACGUGGAGCGGGCCGUGUCCGACACCAAAAAAGCGGUGAAGUACCAGAGCAAAGCCAGACGGAAGAAGAUCAUGAUCAUAAUCUGCUGUGUGAUCCUGGGCAUUGUCAUCGCCUCCACCUUCGGUGGCAUUUUCGGCUAG
Cinclus cinclus is the source of this 855-nucleotide messenger RNA. RefSeq names its product syntaxin 1A (gene STX1A). Gene Ontology annotation, cellular component: SNARE complex; plasma membrane; endomembrane system. The record is from RefSeq and is a predicted model, not a curated record. Gene Ontology annotation, molecular function: SNARE binding; SNAP receptor activity. Gene Ontology annotation, biological process: synaptic vesicle fusion to presynaptic active zone membrane; exocytosis; intracellular protein transport. NCBI's taxonomy places the organism in Eukaryota, Metazoa, Chordata, Aves, Passeriformes, Cinclidae. The transcript is spliced from 9 exons. The annotation marks the transcript as partial.